This is a messenger RNA of Selaginella moellendorffii, 2395 nucleotides long. RefSeq names its product ATP-dependent RNA helicase-like protein DB10. The record is from RefSeq and is a predicted model, not a curated record. NCBI's taxonomy places the organism in Eukaryota, Viridiplantae, Streptophyta, Lycopodiopsida, Selaginellales, Selaginellaceae. Bases 189 to 2219 code for a protein of 676 amino acids. Gene Ontology annotation, cellular component: cytoplasm; ribonucleoprotein complex; nucleus. The transcript is spliced from 8 exons. Gene Ontology annotation, molecular function: protein binding; RNA binding; ATP binding.
GCUCUUCGUUUCUUUCCUCUCUCUCGCGCCCAGGCGACGAUCAGGGUAUCGUAUCUCGUCUCCUCUUGUUCGAUAGCUUGAUUGCGCUGCAUUGCAACAGCAUGCUGGCGGUGUAGCUCUGCUCGAUCGAUUGCUGGUGAGGCGCGCGAUUGGGGUAUUUCUUACCGGAUCUUGGGGCUCCAGCGAGAAUGGUGGCUCCGGUGGCAUCGACGCCUGGUGUUCACUAUGCCCCAGAAGACCCAACUCUCCCUCCUCCAUGGAAGGCCCUGGUGGACGAAGAGACUGGAUAUCUCUACUACUGGAACACGCAGUCCAACGAGACGACGUAUGUGAAGCCAGUCUCUUCCAGCGGUGCUCCAGGAUUUUCCGUGAAUGGUUCGACUUUUCAAGAGAGCUCGAUGGCGAAUGGUCACGUCAAUGGAAGCAAUGGUUCUCUGUACGGGAGUAAGGUUGCCGAGCAGCCAAAACUAGCAGCGCUUUCGAUGUUUGGAGGACAGUCACAGGUUGUAAAUGGAGGCUCAAACGCUGCCUUGGUGCCGGGUGCGCUGGGUGGCUACAAGCGGAAUGCUGACAAUUUUGACUACAAUGGUCGGGAUGCCUACAAGCGCCCUCGGACUCAAACGACGGCAUCACCGUUUGACGUCGAUUCUUACAGGAGACAGCACGAGAUAACCAUCGUGGGAACCAACGUUCCAGCACCGUUCAUAACUUUCGAAUCGGCAGGUCUUCCAGAUGAAGUCUUAAGAGAGGUUCAACUUGCCGGGUUUACGGCACCUACACCUAUACAAGCCCAAUCCUGGCCUAUAGCUCUGAAUGACCGUGACAUUGUAGCUAUUGCAAAGACGGGGUCUGGAAAAACGCUGGGGUACUUGCUGCCAGCAUUUAUGCACUUAGAGCGACGAAGGAACAACCCACGAUCGGGCCCAACAGUACUCGUUCUCGCCCCAACGCGAGAAUUAGCUACUCAAAUACACGAGGAGGCUGUCAAGUUCGGGAGGUCCUCCAGGAUUACGAGCACGUGCGUUUAUGGUGGUGCUUCCAAAGGCCCCCAGCUACGCGAUAUCGAACGGGGAUGCGACAUUGUUAUCGCUACUCCAGGAAGGCUGAACGACUUUUUGGAAAUGAGGAGGAUCAGUUUGAGGCAGGUCUCCUACCUGGUCCUGGAUGAAGCGGAUCGCAUGCUCGACAUGGGAUUCGAGCCCCAGAUUCGCAAAAUCGUGAAUGAGGUGCCUGUUCAGAGACAAACGCUUAUGUACACAGCGACGUGGCCGAAAGAAGUGAGAAAGAUUGCUGGCGACUUGCUUAUGAAUCCCAUCCAGGUGAACAUUGGAAAUACAGACGAUCUAGCUGCAAACAAGGCUAUCACUCAGUGCGUAGAAGUUGUCUCGCCUCAAGACAAAGCGCGAAAGCUGGAGCUGAUUCUUCGGACUCAAGAGCCUGGGUCCAAGAUUAUCAUAUUCUGCUCAACAAAGCGAAUGUGUGAUCAACUAGCUCGCUCACUGCGCAGAGAUUUUGGUGCUGUGGCCAUUCAUGGUGACAAAUCACAGGGCGAACGAGACUGGGUCCUUUCGCAGUUCAAAGCUGGAAAAUCGCCUGUUCUUGUCGCUACCGAUGUCGCAGCAAGAGGGCUAGAUAUCAAAGAUAUCAGAGUUGUCAUUAACUACGACUUUCCCACCGGUGUGGAGGACUACGUCCACCGCAUUGGUCGGACCGGCCGAGCUGGUGCCACUGGCCUGGCUCACACUUUUUUUGCCGAGCAAGACGGGAAGUACGCUAGGGACUUGAUCAAAGUCCUCGAGGGUGCGAACCAGAAAGUCCCACCGGAGUUGAGAGAGAUGGCACUUCGAGGCGGUUUUGGAAAGCCUCGCCACAACCGCUGGGAGUCCGGCGGUGGCCGAGGAGGCGGAGGAGCCCCGGCCAACAGCUUCUAUGGUAACAGGCGAGCAAGCUCUUGGGGUGGUGGCGCGGCUGCUGCUACUGCGCCACUUGCAAGGUUUCCUGUUGCCAACAACGGCGCUAUCGGCUUCGAGAACGGGGACGUUUACAGGAGGGGCUAUGGAGAGAGGAUCUCUUCCGGGAAGCGGAGCUACAGCAGGAGCCGGAGCCGGAGUCCCAAUGCUCGUCGGAGCCGCGGACGAAGCCGGUCUCCUCCUGGUGGAGCUCACGGGCGAUUCCCGGAAGGCUAUGGAGUCGCCAACGAUGGUGGCUCCGGCUGGUAGGCGAGAUCCAUCUCUCCCACGAUUCGAUCGAUUUUGUUCGCUCGUUGGUGGUUUCUAGCUAGCAGCAGGGACGCAAACGCAGCGGCUGAUUUCUUUUGAGAACCAAAGAGAGUUACGAGAAAACGAGAGAAGAAUAAGAGCGCGCCAAAAGUUUUGAUUUGAAAUUCGAAUAUUCG